GUCGCACUCCCGCUUCGCGCGUCCCUGUGGCUGCGCAGUGGAAAUCCGCACCGGGGAGCUGCUGAGGGGCGCCGGUGUCAUGUGAAAGCGCACAUGCUCUGCCAUCCACGCAGCCCCAGCCUCUCUUCUUCCUCCGCCUGCUUUUCCUGUUUUUCCUAGCGUAACUCCUCUCCUUCCCCCCUCCCCCGCUUCGCCACUAGCCAGCCGCCGCUCCGCGGCCCAGGCGACCCCCGCAGGGGCUCCGCGGCGGGCGGGCGCGGGGCGGCCGCCAGGGAGGAGCGCGCCCGGCGGCGGGCAGCCCGCGGAGCCGCGCCCCGCGGAGCCGCCUCGGAGGUAUGGUUUUCCCGGCGGAGCAGAGCUGCGGCGGCCGCCGCCUCCGCGGGUGCUGAGACGGGAUUUUUGUGGCGUGGUUCCUGGGCUCCCAGCUUCAUGACUGCGCGGAGCGGGGAGCCAACACCAUGCGAGCACAAAUUGAAGUGAUACCAUGCAAAAUUUGUGGUGAUAAGUCCUCUGGAAUACACUAUGGAGUCAUCACAUGUGAAGGCUGCAAGGGAUUCUUUCGGAGGAGUCAGCAGAACAAUGCCUCCUACUCCUGCCCAAGGCAGAGAAACUGUUUAAUUGACAGAACCAACAGAAAUCGUUGCCAACACUGCCGACUGCAGAAAUGUCUUGCCCUGGGAAUGUCUCGAGAUGCUGUGAAGUUUGGAAGAAUGUCCAAAAAGCAGAGGGAUAGCUUGUAUGCUGAAGUGCAGAAGCACCAGCAGCGACUGCAGGAACAAAGGCAGCAGCAGAGUGGUGAGGCAGAAGCCCUCGCCAGGGUUUACAGCAACAGCAUCAGCAAUGGCUUGAGCAACCUGAAUAACGAAACUGGCAGCACCUACUCAAAUGGGCACAUCAUUGACCUGCCAAAGUCUGAGGGUUACUAUAGCGUGGAUUCUGCCCAGCCUUCCCCAGACCAGUCUGGGUUAGACAUGACUGGAAUCAAACAGAUAAAGCAAGAACCUAUCUAUGACCUCACCUCUGUACCAAACUUGUUUACCUAUAGCUCUUUCAACAAUGGGCAAUUAGCUCCGGGGAUAUCCAUGACUGAAAUAGAUCGAAUUGCACAGAAUAUCAUUAAAUCUCAUUUGGAGACAUGUCAAUAUACAAUGGAGGAACUACACCAGCUAGCAUGGCAGACCCACACAUAUGAAGAAAUUAAGGUUUACCAGAGCAAGACCAGAGAAGCUCUGUGGCAGCAGUGUGCCAUUCAGAUCACCCACGCUAUCCAGUACGUGGUGGAGUUUGCAAAGCGUAUAACAGGCUUCAUGGAGCUCUGCCAGAAUGACCAAAUUCUCCUCCUUAAGUCAGGCUGCUUGGAAGUGGUUUUGGUGAGAAUGUGCCGUGCCUUCAACCCACUCAACAAUACUGUUCUGUUUGAAGGAAAGUAUGGAGGGAUGCAAAUGUUUAAAGCCUUGGGUUCUGAUGAUCUCGUGAAUGAAGCAUUUGACUUUGCAAAGAAUUUAUGUUCCUUACAGCUGACUGAGGAGGAGAUUGCCUUGUUUUCAUCUGCUGUUCUGAUAUCACCAGAUCGAGCCUGGUUAAUAGAGCCAAGGAAGGUCCAGAAGCUUCAGGAAAAGAUUUACUUUGCACUUCAACAUGUGAUCCAGAAGAACCACCUCGACGAUGAGACUUUGACAAAGUUAAUAGCCAAGAUACCAACUAUUACUGCACUUUGCAACUUGCAUGGAGAGAAACUACAGGUAUUUAAGCAAUCUCAUCCAGAUACAGUGAACACACUGUUUCCUCCAUUAUACAAGGAGCUUUUCAAUCCAGACUCAACCACUGGCUGCAAGUGAAGGGGAUAAUAGAAUUUUCACGUAGUCAUGGAAUGCGUCACUAUUAAGACAAAAAGAAAUGUUUUCAUGAAGAACUUAUUAAAAAUGUCACUACUGCAACACUAGGAAUGUCCUGCACUUAAUAGAAUUAUUUUUCACCGCUACAGUUUGAAGAAUGUAAAUAUGCAACUCUGAGUGGGGAUGUCUUUUUUCUCCUUUCUUUGUUUACUUUUUUUUAUUUUUGAACUGACAAUGAAUAUACAAAUAUAGGACACUGGGUGUUACCUUUUUUUUUUUUAUUUUAUUUUAUUGGGGGAUGUUUUGGGAGACAACUGUUCCUAGAAUUUUAUUGUAGAUAUAUAUGAGAAUAGAGCAGUACUUUGCAGUAUUACUCUUGCUGUUUAUUGUUCAAAUAUAAUUUAAGAAAAAUCCACUUAUUAGACUUGCCUAUUUCUAUGUUUUUAGAUAGUUUAAUGCAUGUGGAAGUUUGUAGCUGUCUUGGAAAUUAUGGUGCAUGUAUGGAAUACACAUAUAUAUAUAUGUGCUAUAUACUUUUAUAUAUAUAUAUAUAUAUAUAUGUAGGUAUUAUAUGCAUACAUGCUGUAGCUUAAAAAUCCCAUGCCUACUUUUAAAGGAUGCUCAGCCCAGCUGUCAUGCGUUUCUUACUCUCCAAGUAAUGUAUUAGAUUUACUUUGGGCAAUCAAGAUUUGCUUUGCCAGUCAGAGUUAAAUUAUCAGCUGCCGAUGUGUAAUGACAGGAUCACUUCUGAGAUAUGUGUAAUGUAGUGCAUGUGUGCAGUCUAUAAAUGAAACAUCAGGAAUGUAUCAAUGGUGCAAAAGCCUUGUCUGGAUUAUUUUAGUGGAGAGAGGAAAAGGGUUUUUUUUUAUUUUGUCCCUGUUACAGGGAUAGAGCAUAUAUAAAAGUGAACACUGUAGGACCUGAUGUCAGUAUAGUAUCUGAAACACGGAGUAAAAAUGUAGACUACCCCACACAUACAUUUUUCUGAUUCCACACAUUAUUUUAUUUUUAUGUACUGCUUUGAAAAGUAGUUGCAAGGCUUGGUUUGUUUUUUGCUGAACUCAGUGGAAAGACAUAUAGUGAACUAAGUGAAAACCAUAGGAAGCCUAAAAUGUAGCUCUGAAGAGUAGUGGCAGAGGGAGGAAGGGAGGAGGAAAGUCAAAGCAAGCAAUGUCCAUGGUUACAAAGGCAGAUAUAACUAUCACUGUUUCUGACACAGCCAUCAUCUAGAUGGGACUGAUGGUUUCCAAUACACACAUACGUAUAUGUAUGUUACAUACACAUGCAUAUAUGUAUGUAUAUAACUGUGUAUAUAUACAUAUAUAGGGCUGAUUUUAGAUGCACUUCAGGAGGGGAGCAAAGGAUUGGGGCUUUCUUUUUGUCUGUCUCUGAAUUGACUUUUGUGCAUUUGCUUGCAAAACCAAAGGCAAACACAGAGGGGAGUGGAAGACUGCCAUGGACUUAAUCUUGUGGAUUAAUUAAGUUUAAUUAGCAGUCAUGAUUAAUGUAUUUGGAUUCUGCCAGAGAUACAAAACAUAGACUUUUUAGUAAUGCAAGAGGGAUUCAGUUUCUGCUGUGGCUCUGCCCUUACCACCAUUUCUACCUGUUGUGAACUUUUUCAGAGAACUCUCCUCUGGGGACACCAGUAGAGGGAGUAGAGCAGAAAUAAGAGGAAGCAAGCAGUAGAGAAAUAAUGAAGUGGAGGCAGGAUCAUGAGUAGAUACAUUUCUUUAUUUCAAAUCACAUAGAAGUUAGUGCAAACUGAGGCAAGGCAAGGAGGAGCAUGCUGUCAGGGAGGCCAAAGGACCCACCAUUUGCCAGUCUGCAUGGCAGAGUGGUGUCACAGGGAACUCACAGGGAACCCAUAGGGACACGGCUGGGCCCCAGGGUGGGUGCAGAAACUUGGCUUGUUACAGUGAUAAUGCCUCCAGCUUUUCCAGCAGACUUGCACAGCUAUGGUCUCCAUCUUCUGUUCCUGUUUCUGCAUGACCAAAUAAUUCACAGACUAUUCCAAGUACUUUGUGGAGUUUUACCUUGCCAUCCAUUAGCCAGUUUGCAAGUUUACAUACAUGUUUCAUGACAGAAUCCAGUCUAGACAGUAUCAAGAUUUGUUUGCUCUGUUUUAGCAAUGCCAGGCCAGAUAUAAGAGCAGUUACAAACUCUCAGCUAAUACAUGUUUCUCUGUAGGUCCAUUACAACUUCAAAAAGAAAAAACUAAAAAUCUGCACAGCCAAGUUAGUUGUGCUGAUAAUUUUGUGUAAACAUGACAUACUCUUCAAAAUCACUUAGUCCUAUAGAACAGCAAUUUCUAAAAUACCUUUUUUGCUCAAAAUUCAGAGCACGUUUUCUGAUCUCUACUGAUUACAUUAAAAUAUCUUCAGUUAACAUAAUAAAGCAUUGCUGUUGAUGCUUCUUUAUACCACUUAAACCCUAAGACUGGCAUUCCCUUAUAAGGUAAUUUACCUGUUUGCAGCCCGUUUUACAUGGCAAAUCCAUGAAAAGGACCCCAAACUCCAACUUCUUCUAAUAUCAAAAGACUUAAUUAACUAUAUUUAUGUACUGCUUGUGUGAUUUUAUUUGGGAAAAAAAUCAAGUCAAAGUGAACCCCAGAAGUGCUCAGUUUUAACUGUAGGGGAUUCAUGUUUUCCUUGUCUUUUCCAACAUAAGAACACACAUUUAUAUUUGUUUGAAAUCCUUUAUAAAUUUAUUUUCAGUAUGUCAAAAGUAACAUAUUUAGCCAACCCACAGAAAUAUAGAAUAUGUGAUAAAUAUUACUAUUCUUAGUGCUGAUAAUAAAGAGGUUUGUCAUGCUUAUAAAUAGUUCCUCACAAUUAUGUGUUACAGCUUGAAAAUGUUUUGUUGUCCUCAAAUAUGCUAAUCAGUCCUUGUGAUUUUUUACUUAUGUCUUAGUCAAGAAAACCAAAUGGAGGUCAUCAGUGAAAAAAAAAACAUUAUUUAAUCAUUAUCUUCAGGGCUUUUAAUCUUUAAAGCACUAUUCUUACAUCACUGCAACCUCAUGACCUUUUCAAUCAGUAACGAUUACUGCCACUUUUUAAAGAUGUGGAAAUGAAGGAAAAGAAGUUAAAUGACUUGCCAGAGACCACAGAUGUAGCAGUAGUCAGUCCUGGAAUAAAAAUGGAUUCUUGCUUUUUGUCUUAAAAAAAUUAAGAUGCUGGUAUAUAAAAUCUUCAUUGUUAAUGAUAGGCAAUAGCCUGUACAAAUAAUUCCAAAUAUUCCAGACAAAUUUUUAUCUUAAUAAUAUGGUUAAUUAUCAACAGCUUGCUCUAUUUUUGUUACUACUUUUACAGAAUUUGAGCAAAUAACCUUGUUGUUUAUUUGGAAAAUAAAAAUUCGUUCUCAUACAUUAUUUAUUUGUGGUAACUAAGGCUGAUAAAUUUUAUUUAAUUUUCUGUGAUUUGGGAUUGGCCACAUAGGUAAAGUAGUACCUCUUUUGCCUUUCAUUGACUGAGUUUAGAACAAUAAAUAAUGAUCACAUGCUACAGGCUGGAUUUUUGUUGUUUGUUUUGAUAUAUAGUCAUUUAUACUCAGAAUUUCAAAUUCUUGAUAUUGGAUUUCAUAUGUUCAAGUUAUCCAUAGACUUUAAAUAAUAAAAUAGCAUGAAUUUGAGUAAAUAACUGCAUAAUCCACUCACGAGAUGCAUUUCAGAAAAUAUUAGUGCUGCACUUUAUUUAUUCUUGGUUUUCAUUAGUCCACACUAGUAUCCGUAGCCCUUCAAUUAAAUCUCUAAAACUA
This is a messenger RNA of Harpia harpyja (harpy eagle), 5588 nucleotides long. RefSeq names its product RAR related orphan receptor B (gene RORB). The transcript is spliced from 10 exons. Gene Ontology annotation, cellular component: nucleus. NCBI's taxonomy places the organism in Eukaryota, Metazoa, Chordata, Aves, Accipitriformes, Accipitridae. Gene Ontology annotation, biological process: regulation of transcription by RNA polymerase II. Gene Ontology annotation, molecular function: RNA polymerase II cis-regulatory region sequence-specific DNA binding; nuclear receptor activity; zinc ion binding. The record is from RefSeq and is a predicted model, not a curated record. Bases 459 to 1838 code for a protein of 459 amino acids.